Molecule: messenger RNA, 3786 nt
Organism: Cladophialophora psammophila CBS 110553
Lineage: Eukaryota; Fungi; Ascomycota; Eurotiomycetes; Chaetothyriales; Herpotrichiellaceae
Exons: 1
Coding region: 1-3786 (1261 amino acids)
Biological process (GO): maturation of SSU-rRNA from tricistronic rRNA transcript (SSU-rRNA, 5.8S rRNA, LSU-rRNA)
Cellular component (GO): intracellular anatomical structure; nucleolus
Molecular function (GO): RNA binding; ATP binding
Source: RefSeq, a predicted model, not a curated record
AUGCCUCGCUUCGUACCCCGCCAGCGGAAGCACAAAGUGCUCGCCCGUCAACAAGCACAAGCUGGGCCAUCCCCCACUAACGCCGCCCUACAUCAGUCCAACCAGGAAAUCAUAAUACCUCAAAGCAAGGUGGAAAGAGAAGUCAGAAAGGAAAAAUUGAGAGAAGAAUUGAGAGGUCAGCAUCCAAGUAUCUCAAGAAAGAAACAAAAGAGAUUAGACAAAUACAUUGAGAACAAGUUGAGGAAGGAUGAGACAUUAGAUCUGUUGCAGAAGUUGGAGAAAGAGAAGGAGAAGUAUGACGCUACUGUUGCAAAAGGCUCCGGGGAAUUGGGAAAGCGCACGUAUGGCGAGUUUCUGAAUGACACAGGGCCAACUCAGAAGCGUCCGACACAGAAACCCCCUCAGGUGGAAGACAACUCCGAUGUCGACAGCGAGGAUUCCUUUGAGGCUGAGCACAGGGAAGCCUUUGACGAAGAGAAAAUGCCGAAGGAGCCUAGAAUACUUGAUGGGCAUAUUCAUGUGAAGGGCAGCGGUCUUGCGCACCCGUUAGCACUCGACGGGUAUGGAUUGCCCAUCAUACAGUCUCGAAAGAGCAAGAAACGGAAACAUCCUCGAGACGCGGUCCCGGUUGAACUGCCCUGGGAAGGCUUCGACUCGGAACCGAGCGAAGUUGAGCACGAUCCAGAAGACGAGGAUCUAGAAGAGGAAAAGGGUUCCAUUUCGGAAUUUUCUGGGUCGUCGAGUGACGCAGAGGAUGAUUCGGAUCGCGAAGACGACACUGAAAGCAUGUAUGAGGCAACCGAGGACGAUGAUGGUGACAAUAUUAGACCAAGGAGAUCAGCUUUCAAAGCGUGGGCAACUCAGCAAUUAAAUCAGUCUAUAGGGCACACACCAUCUUACACAACGAGCGAGGGACAACUCUUACCUGUUCUCAAACCUGCCACAAAUCAUGAGACGCAUCCUCCCAAACCUCCGGUGACGGCUUCGGUAUCAAAUCCUGGACCCAAUCGAAAAGCCUACGCCGUUUACGUUAGUCGACCUGAAGAUAUACAACAGGCUCGAUCCCAACUCCCAAUUCUCCAACGAGAACAAGAGAUCAUGGAAGCAAUUCAUAAUAACCCUGUCAUAAUUGUCAAGGGCGAUACUGGAAGCGGGAAAACUACACAAAUACCACAAUUCCUCUUCGAAGCCGGCUACGGGUCACCGGAGGGACCAACUCCAGGCCCGAUUGGAAUCACCCAGCCUCGUCGCGUUGCUGCCGUCAGCAUGGCUAAGCGGGUGAGCACUGAGCUAGGACAGCAUGGGCACAAAGUGUCAUAUCAGAUCAGGUUUGACAGUACCGUGUCGUCGAACACCGCUGUCAAAUUCAUGACAGACGGCAUCUUGCUGCGCGAACUCUCCGAGGAUUUACUGUUGAGGAAAUACUCUGUGAUAGUUGUUGACGAAGCGCACGAGAGGAGCGUCAACACUGACAUUCUGAUUGGAAUGCUAAGCAAAAUCGUACCAGCACGGAUGCAGAAGAAUAAAUUCAAUCCAAAUCCGACGCCCCUCAAAUUGGUCAUCAUGUCUGCUACACUCAACAUCAGUAACUUCUUGCACGAGAAGCUGUUCUCUGCGUCACUACGACCUCCCAUAGUCGAGGUUGAAGGACGCCAACACCGCGUAACAACACACUUUGCGCUAAGAUCAAGAGCAGAUUACGUUGAAGAGGUGAUCGAAAAGGUCAGACGAGGUCACCGGAAACUUCCCAGGGGCAGCAUCCUUGUUUUCCUGACUGGUCAAAACGAAAUCAAACAGGUCGCAAAUCGACUGAAUGCACUUCUGGGCCAAGAAAAUAGUAGCAAGGGACGGACAAACGUUCCUCGAGUAGAAAUUGCUUCGAGCGAAGCGCCACUCGAAACCGAGGAUUUCGAAUUCGGUACCGUGAAACCGGACGAAGAACAGGACGAUUUUGAAAUGGAGAUUUUGACGCACUCAGAAGACGAAGCGGAAGAAAAGGAGUUUGAUAUUUCAGAUGAUGAGGACGGACAGGAAGAUGCCGCAGCCCCUGCUCAAGCUCGCGAGCAUUCAAAGCCAAAAGAUCCAUACACUUCUAUCCACAUUCUCCCCCUCUACUCACAACUGCCCACCGCUGAACAACUAAAGGUAUUCGAACCGCCACCUGAAGGGGCGCGGCUGAUCGUCCUUGCAACCAACGUGGCGGAAACGAGUUUAACCAUUCCCGGCAUUCGCUAUGUCUUUGACACAGGUCGCAGCAAGGAACGUAAGUAUAAUCUCGAUACGGGCGUCCAAAGCUUCGAAAUCGACUAUAUCAGCAAAGCCAGUGCACAGCAACGUGCCGGUCGUGCAGGCCGUACAGGACCAGGCCAUUGUUGGCGGCUAUACUCAUCAGCAGUAUAUGAGCAAUUCUUCCCAGAUCAUGCUGAGCCAGAGAUCCUAAGGGCACCCGCCGAGAGUGUGGUCCUGCAGUUGAAGGGGUUUGCUUAUCCAAGACCUAUCGCUGACUUCCCGUUCCCAACGCCGCCAGUUGCCCAGACUCUGAACAAAGCCGAGCAGUUGUUGAAGAACCUUGGGGCACUGACGAUUAGCGGAUCGAUCACGAAUCUGGGGAGACAACUGUCUAUCUAUCCACUCUCACCUCGCCUGGGCAAGAUUUUAGUAGCGGGCAUUAAUGAGCUAAACCUGCUGUGGCAUAUUCUUGCGCUCGUCUCCGCUCUAGCUGUGCCCGAAAUCUUUGUCACGGAAGCGCAGUUCCAUCUCACCGAUGACAAGAGCAUGGCAAUAGUUUCAUCAGCUGGUCGUGAACAAGAUGAUGGAGGAGACGACAAGGAAGUGUACAUGAUCGAGAAACAACAGGAGGAUAAUCGCCGUGAGAAGCUACGGCAAGACUUUGGCCGUGCUCGCGCGACGCUGAGCAAAAACGACAAAGCCUCCGAUGCGAUGAAACUCCUCACCGCGGUAUCUCUCUACCUCGACACCUCUCCGCCCAGCAGAGAGGUGCUGUGCAAAUCGCUCUACCUCCGGCCUAAAGCCAUGGCCGAAAUCGCUCAACUGCGUGAUCAAUUGGAACACCUGGUCCGAAUGAAUCAUCGCAGCACAAUCACCGGUGAAACACUCUUGAAGUCGCGGAAGAACAAAAUCUCCUCAAGCAAGACGAUGAUCGCACAAAUCAACACGAUCGCGGCAUCUGGCUAUCUCGAUCAAGUCGCAAUCCGCUACGACAAGGCACCGCAACCUCCGUCAGACAUACCGUUAAAACCACGACGGGUGAUCGACGUGCCUUAUCUCCCGCUAGUCCCUCUGCACGACCAUGCGUCCGCCCCUCUACAUGAGAAGGCGGUGUUUAUCCAUCCAUCCUCCGUCCUGGCGAGGGCGAAUAUCAAGGACUUGCCCGAGUACAUAUGUUACAGCCACCUGCAACGUUCGCAGGCUCACACGGUCGCAAUCACGUCAUCAUCAUCUUCGUCGCAACCAGAUAAGAAAAUCCCCGAGACGAGAAUGUUCCCGCUCACCCCUCUCACUUCAGCGCAGCUGGCACACAUUGCAAGGGACACGGCCCUCAUAAAAUACGGUAAGCCAAUCCCUCGGAGCAAAAUCGAAGAUCUACCCGGCAGCACGCCCAAGAGGAGGGAGUGCUGGGUUACAGUAGACUUGCGCGCAAGUAGUGGUGGUGGCAAAGCCGCAGGUGGUGCGCUGGGCUGGCCUCUGCCGCCGGUCAAGGUCAGGCAGGUCAUGGAUGUGAAGAGCCAGACCGGGUGGAGGGUUGAAAAGGUGCUGAGUCCCUGA